AUGUGCGGUCCCUUUGAUGAUUUGGAGCAUUCUGUUAAAACCUUGCUGUCCAGUUGGACCGAGCCAGGCCAGAAGACUGAGCGUUUUCCUGUGGCAACAGAGCUGGAUCGGACAGACAAAGUUUUGCCGAGUUGGAAGACACCCUAUGGAGUUGGAGCUGGUCUGCGGAACAUGGGGAACACUUGCUAUGUGAAUGCAGCCCUGCAGUGCCUGACCUACACGCCGCCUCUGGCCACCCACAUGUUGGCCCUGCAGCACAGGCCAAGCUGUGCUGGUGCGAGGACCUGCAUGAUGUGCGUUAUGCAACGCCAUAUCACUCGGGCUCUCCGUCAUCCGGGACGUGUGAUCCAGCCUCUGCACGCGCUGCUUGCCGACUUCCACAGAGAAAAGCAGGAAGAUGCACAUGAGUAUCUCACGUUCAUUGUCCAGGCCAUGCAGAAGGUGGAUGUUCACUCUGAAGACCGGGAUUUAAUGCAGCACAUCUUCGGUGGCUACUGGAGAUCUCAAAUCAAGUGUCUCCACUGUGGAAGCACUUCGGACACCUUCGACCCUUAUCUGGACAUUCCUCUGGAUAUCCAGGCAGCUGAGAGCGUGGAGCAAGCUUUGACACAAUGCGCAGAGCCCGAGGAACUCAGUGGGGAAAACGCCUACCAUUGUGGUGUUUGUCUCCAAAAGGUGCCUGCCUCCAAGACGUUGUCUUUACACACUUGCCCCAAGGUCCUUGUUUUCCUGUUAAAACGUUUCUCGGACUUCACGGGGGAGAAGAUUGCUAAGCGUGUGCAGUAUUCUGAGUGGCUCGACAUGCAGCCCUACGUGUCUGAGCCCAACACGGGACCAGGCUUGUACACCCUCUAUGCUGUGCUGGUCCACGCUGGCCGCACUUGUCACAGCGGACAUUACUUUUCUUACGUCAAAGCUGGGGAUGGACACUGGUAUGAGAUGAAUGAUAACAAAGUAACUGCCUGUGACAGGACUGCUGUCCUGGCUCAAGAUGCCUAUGUCCUCUUCUAUGCCCAGACUUCUCUCCUGGAAAGAGACAAUAGUGGCAUGUCAGCAGAAGGAACCCUUGGGUCUGUGCACAAGGAUAUGUGUGCAAAGCUAAGAGCUCUACGAGUAGCUUCCCACAGAGAACAUAUCCACUUAGAGGAUAUGCUCUCCCACAGAGAGCAGACCCACGAAAUACAGGUGAAGGAGAGCUCUUUAGAUGAGUGGAAGUUUCUCCAAGAGCAAAACCAACCGAAGACUGAGUGGAACCUUAGGAAAGUCGAGUGGAGCCUGCCAGCCAAUGCAGUCCUGAUGCACCGGUCAAAAUACACAGCUGAGCUGAGCGAGACUCAUUCAGGAGACGAAAACCUCUGCCCAUCCAGUGCAGCCAGAAACAUUUCAGGUCACGAGUCGUCCACGAUGGGCCAAGCACCUCGUCUAGGAGGAAGCGCCAGAGCUACCAAGAAGAAGAAGAAAAAGAACAGGAACAACAACCAGGGCAAGAGAACUGUGCUCGUGAUUUAG
This is a messenger RNA of Chinchilla lanigera (long-tailed chinchilla), 1509 nucleotides long. RefSeq names its product ubiquitin carboxyl-terminal hydrolase 17-like protein 6. The transcript has 2 exons. The record is from RefSeq and is a predicted model, not a curated record. Gene Ontology annotation, biological process: regulation of apoptotic process; protein deubiquitination. Gene Ontology annotation, molecular function: cysteine-type endopeptidase activity; cysteine-type deubiquitinase activity. Gene Ontology annotation, cellular component: nucleus; cytosol. The coding region runs from base 1 to 1509 and encodes 502 amino acids. NCBI's taxonomy places the organism in Eukaryota, Metazoa, Chordata, Mammalia, Rodentia, Chinchillidae.